Messenger RNA from Caenorhabditis angaria, 3318 nucleotides. Lineage: Eukaryota; Metazoa; Nematoda; Chromadorea; Rhabditida; Rhabditidae. The record is from the annotation of a GenBank genome assembly.
AUGAAUGGAACCGAAAUUGAUCUAAUCAAUGAAUAUACCAAGAAUUGGAGUAAUGAAUAUGUGAAAGCUCUUGUGACAAAAACUGUUCAUAGAAAUGUGAGUUUUUCUUGAUUUUAUUCAGAUUUCAAUGAAAAAAUUACAGAAAAUCACAGAAAAAUUCAAAAACUCAAAAAUUGAAGAUGUUCACAAGUUGCUGGAGAUAUUAUUUGAGGAUGAAUCGAAUGAUAUUCAUGAAUGUUAUAAGAGCAAAGAUGAUUUGUUGAAAAACAUAAUUGCAAUUCAAAUGUUCUCAAACCAGAUGCUAUAUUUUGGUUGUCGAUUGAACUUCAACACCCAACUCUAUUGUUCCAUUGAUAUAAAUGAGGUUAAAUUUAUUACCAAACAUGAUGCACUGGCAGUUUUUCAUCAAGAAGUGCAUUUAGUUCAAUAUCCUACACUCAGCGAAUUAAUGAAGAUAUCGAUUCUUCGAGAAAUCUCAAGAAAUUUGGAAGAUAACAACAAGAGCCAUGAAAUGAUUCCUUUCAAAUUAUUGCAUGAAAAUGUCCUUCACUUUAGAAACACCUAUUUUCCUCGAUUCUCGCCUUAUAUCGAAGCUGUCGAAAUACAUCAAAUCACACGACUUUUUGAUUCGAAACAUGAUAUUGAUUUGAUGUUGCAAAUGGUUGCGGGAAUCCAUCAAGUAACAUUGGGUUUAUCAUAUUCGGACAAACAGUUACAAUAUUCUCUCAUUCAUAGAUAUUUAUCAUGCUGGAAGAAAAAUAUUCGAAAGUUUUUUGAGGACAAUCAUUGGUUUCAUGAUAAAUAUCCAGUUGUUCAAGGAUUUUACGAAACUAAUGAGAAUAGUGAUAAAUCAAAGUUUUUCAUGGCAAAAGAAUUGGAAAAUGCGCUGGAAAUAGCAUUGAAAAAACGAUAUUCGAAACCAUUUCCUAAAGGUAUUCAAAUAAAUUAUAAUAAAUACAUUUAUUCUAUUGAAUUUCAGGUCUAAUUUCAAUUGAAACCGAAGAAGAACGUAAACUGGGAAUAUUGAAGAUUGUGGAUUGGGAGACUUUUGGAAAAAUCAUAAAAAUUCUCAAAUUAUCGAUGACUGAUAUUUAUAUUCUUGAUGUGCCAAUUCGAGAAGUACAUUUUGGUCACACAUCUCCAAUCUCAACUCCUUAUGGAACUUAUUGUAAAUUGGCUUUGAAUUCAUUUAUUGCGUUAUUCGAUGAAGUUGCAAAUGGAAUGAAUCUAUUCCGAAGAGGAGGUCUGAAAAAGGACAAUUUUCCAAAAAUCAUCGAAUGGUUUGCGAAAUUGACUGAAAAUGAUCAAGUAUUUAGUGCUUAUUGGAAUAAACGAUUUUUGAUCGAAACUUGGAAAUUGGAAGAAAUUAUUGAUCGAGCUUAUAUUGAAUUAGAACAAUUUAUGACCAAGGUAUGUUUAUAAAAUGUUGAUUAUUUUUCAAAAAAAAAUCAUUUUUUCAGUCAAUUCGAAAACUUCCAAAUUUUCCUAUGAAAAAAUUCAAAGCUAUCAAGGAACUUUGCAAAUUGUCAACAGAUUACGAAGAGCUUUCUCUCCAAUUCAGAUAUAAUUUCAUGAAUGAAAGAUCUGCUCUUGCUGCCACUCUAUGGCCAUCUGAUAUUUUAUUAUCACAUCGAAUAAUUAUUUUCAAUUAUAUGAUUGCAUGCAAUAAGAAAGUUGACAAAUUUUGUGCGAGUCAAGGGUAUUUUUUGAGUUUUAGUUUUUCGACUACUUUACCAGAAGUGAACACGAAAAUAGUUGAAAUUGGAGAAGAAGAUUUGAAAAAAAUGAAAGAAGAGGAAUUCAUGUAAGUUUUUUUGUUUUUGAAGUCUAGAAUUUGACACUGUGUUUUUUCCUAAUAGAAAAAUGCAAUCUCGAGGAGACGCAGACACUCGCUGGUCUCGACACGCAGUGUGUCUGCCACACACUAUUUCUCCCCCUUUUUCGGCGAGAGAUUUGUCUGCACACGUUAAAGUCUGCGUCUCCCUCGAAUUGCAAAAAAAAAUACAGUGUUGAAGAUGACUUUCGCACUGAGCAUUUUGUGAUUCUGGCCUAGAAAAUUUAAACAAGCGGUUUAUCGAAAAGUUCGGCCACGCAAUCAUGUGCGCUCUGUUGUAAACAGUUUUUUUCGAAUUCUCGAAAAAUUUGUGUGGCAGACUACUGUAGCUCGCAGUUGUGUGCAAACACGGCGACACACAAAUGCAUGCCCCAUUGGUUCGUGAGGCUGGAGGACUACAGGAAGUUGUGAAAUUGAGAGAAUGUGAAAAAUACUAAAAAAAAAUACAAGAUUUUAAAAAUGGCGUUGGCAGUUCAUACUCCAUGCUCACAAUCAGUGCGAAAAUCAUCUUUAUGGGGUGAUUCAGUCGAAUUAAUCGACGUGAAUUUGUCAAUUAAUUGACAAAAAAUUCGAGUCUUUUAGGGCGAUUAAUUUCACGUUUUUGUCAAUUCCUCGCUUUCAUUUCUUGGCAAAAAAUGCGAUUAAUUGCAUAAAAAUAGAAUUUAUUUGACCUAUAUUUUGAAACGUGACCUAUAUGAGUUGGAAUUAUCAACAAAAAAUUGUCUUCUCUCAAUUUUCUUUCAUUUCGAAAUGAAUUCAAAAAAUAAGCAGUGAAUUUAGAACACGUUUCGAAAAAAAGGUCAAAUAAAAUCUAUUUCGUAUUGAAAUUCCUCAUUUUUGAAUGCAAUUAAUUGCAAAAAAAGAUGGAAUUAAUCGACAAAAACGUGAAAAAUCGCACAAAAAUGACUCGGAUUUUCUGUCAAUUAAUCGUUAAAAAAAGGAAUUGAAUCACUCCAUUAAAGUGAAGAAUGAAAAGUUGAAGUUCAUGCUGAAAAUUUUCAGGAAAAUUCUUCCAACAAUCCCACUUCAUUUCAAAAUGACAUUCAAAGCGUUGAAUGAAAGAAUCAAUGCAAAUAUUUCGAAUCGUGGACCAAUUCGUUGUGUUUAUGUAGGUUUUUGAAUAAUCCAACAAAAACAAAAAAGUAUUUUUUCAGAAAGUUGAAGAUAAAAGGAAAUAUGUUGAAAUUUGCUUGAAAUAUACGGAAUUUCUCGAUUUUGCAUGGACAAGCGAAAAUGAAUGUUUGGUUAAGAGAAAAGUGAUUCCAUCAAAACGAGAUGAAAAAUAUAAUGAUUUGAUUCUUUCCGAUAAGAAAUUAUUGAAUACUUGGAAUGAUAAAAAAGGAUUAUUCUCGAAGGAAAAUUUCGAAGCGUUUUGUGAGAGACUCGAAGAAAUGAGAUAUGAAGCUGAAAAUGAAGAAGAAGUUGAAUCGAUUACAAAAGUUUUGAAGAGUCUUGAAAUUAAAAACGCCAAGCCAUCUGUCUAG